Molecule: messenger RNA, 3496 nt
Organism: Physella acuta
Lineage: Eukaryota; Metazoa; Mollusca; Gastropoda; Physidae
Product: sialin
Biological process (GO): transmembrane transport; monoatomic anion transport
Cellular component (GO): membrane
Molecular function (GO): transmembrane transporter activity
Source: RefSeq, a predicted model, not a curated record
GUAGGCUACUUCUUUUCAACGUGCGUCGUUAACGCAAGCAGCAAAAAGAAAGAGGCACACACGUUUAUUUUUGCUGCGAGAGGCCUUGACAUUCUACAUAAUAAACCAGGAUUUCGUCAUUUUUAAGUCGGGAGUGGUGGAAGAGAUUCGCUCUAGUUUGACUAUGGCACACGAAGGCGAAUCUCAGGUUCUCAAAGAGAACAAGGAAGAUACGGACUGGUCAAAAGUUCCAUUUUGGACAUCACAGAGGUUUCUUACUGCAAUAGUCACAUUUUGGGGUUUUGCAGUAUUAUAUCUCCAGCGUGUCAACCUUAGUAUUGCUAUGGUGUGCAUGAUUAAAACGGAAAACAAAACCUUGGAUGGUAAUUUCAGUUUCCUCAGCAAUGAAUCUGCAAACAUUAUCACAACUCCUUCUCCAGUAAUCGGUGACAGUAAUUACUGUGAUUCAUUAGGACUUAAAUCUACAACUGAUAAUACUGGAGAAUUUACUUGGAGUAAAGAAUUACAAGGUCUUCUUUUGGGCUCAUUUUUCUGGGGUUAUUUAGUACUUCAGGUUCCAGGAGGAAUGUUAAGUGAACGUUAUGGACCAAGGAGAGUUGUAAUGUACACUAUGAUGCCAGCUGCUGUCCUUGGACUUAUAUCCCCUGUUUCUGCAAGAGUCAGCCCUUAUUUUUUUCUGGUUAUCAGGGUUUUAAUUGGAGUUGGUGAGAGUGCACUAUAUCCAGCAGCUCAAGCAUUGUUUGCUCGGUGGUCACCUCCUUCAGAAAGAAGCAGAUUGGUGGGUGUUUCACUUUCAGGUGGACAGUUUGGCAAUGCAUUGAUCUUUCCUAUUGGUGGACUUUUAUGUAGCAGUCUAGGGUGGGACUCAGUAUUUUAUGUUAUGGGAGCCAUUGGUUUUGUGUGGUGUAUACUUUGGUAUGUACUAGUAUACGACAGCCCUUCUCUCUCUAGAAGAAUAUCAUCUGCUGAAAGAGGGUACAUUCAACAUCAUGUUUUGUUCAGAGAUGGGCAAAAGCCACAACCUAUGCCUUGGAAAUCUAUUUUUAAAUCCUUGCCAUUUUGGGCUAUACUUGUUGGUCAUACUUGUGGAAAUUAUGGCCUUUACAUGUUGCUCACCCAAAUACCCACAUACAUGAAAGAAGUACUCAAAUUUGAUCUUAAAUCAAAUGGUGCUUUUUCAAUGUUGCCAUAUCUAAGUAUGUGGCUGUUUAUUACUAUUGCUGGGGUAACAUCAGACCUUCUCAUCACUCGAAAUAUCUUGUCACGUGUUGCAACUAGAAAAGUUAUGUCAGCUAUAGGCCUAUUUGGACCUGCUAUUUGUUUAGUAGGUGUGACUUUCAUGGACUGUACUCAACAAAUUGGUGCAGUUGUUCUACUGUGUGGCACUGUUGGUUUAUCAGGUGUUGCAUUUGCAGGCUACAUGGUCAAUCAUGGAGAUAUUGCACCUCAGUUCGCUGGAACUUUGUUUGGUAUAACAAAUGUUGCUGCUACUAUUCCUGGUAUUCUAGCACCUUAUAUUGUUGGUGCUAUUACAACAAACAAAACAAGAGAGGAGUGGCAAAUUGCAUUUUUCAUUGCAGCUGCUAUAUAUGUAUUUGGUGGCAUAUUUUAUGUAGUAUUUGCAAAGACCACAUUGGAAAAAUGGGCUAAGUCACCUCCUACAAAAGAACAGGAUGCUGACUUGCAAGAGUCUCAUCACAUGAUUGACAUUGGAAAUAAAAUAUGAGAGCAUGUUUUGAAUUUUUGAACAAGAAAUGUGUGCUUUUUUGAAUGUAUUAUUACUACUAUUACAGGUGAUUUUUAAAAAUUAGAUCUUCAUUAUCCUAAGUUAAACUGUACAUAACUAUAGAUAUCUUACUUUAAGAAUGGCUAUAGUGCUUUAGGAAAACAUAUUUAAUAUGAUUUUUUUAUUUUAUUACUUUUAAAAAUCUAUAUUCUAAAAAAGUUGUUUACAAAGUAAAUGUUGCAAUUAACUAACUUUUUUUGCAAUAAAAUCAAAUAUGAUUAAUUUAAAUAAAAAAAGUUUACUGCCACUGAAUUAUUCCCUGCUUUAUUUCGGCCUACCAAUGACUCUUAAGAGACUUGCAUGUUUAAUAGUGAUGUAUAAUAUGUGUAAUAAUGAAAACUAUAGUGUUUGAACAAAUAUAUAAACAUCUUAAUAUGAUGAAUGAGCAUUUGAACUUUAUUUCUUUAAUGAUUUCCUUUCAAAGGUGCUAAGUAACACAACUGAAUAUUUUUCUUGCCAAUGAAAUUGUAAAUUUUAAUUGAAAUUUUGAACACUAAAAAUAAUUCAAAAAUUUGCACAAUGAAAAUUAACUUGUAAUCUUAAUAUAAUUGUUAAUUUUUUAAAACUGUGAUUUUGUUAAAUAUUACCUAUUUAUAAAGUUAAAUGCAUCAUAUACUUCUAUGAAAAUCACAGUCAGAACUAUCUGUAUAUUUUUUAAAUGCUGUAAGUGUGCCAUAUAUAGUUUGGAAAUAUUGUUUUAAAGUCUCUCUGUGAUUAUUUGUUUACAAGACCAUUUAAAUGUGUUCCUGCGUGAAUUGUUUAGAAAAGGUUUUUUUAAUGGUACUUUAGAAACAAGACUCAAGUUUUCAAGAGUACUUAAUUCAAGCACAAAAAACUAAGCUUGUUAGAAGCCUGAAUCAAUGUAAGGACGUAGGCAACUCAAUGUAAAUACUCAAAGGUGGUUUAAUAUGAAUUAUUUUACCAUUUUAUAAAAUAACAAUAUAAAAUUCAAUUAAGUAUUUAAAGUAUGUAUUGCAAGGCGCUAAAGCUUGUAAAGCUAGAGAGAGGUAAAUUUAUUACAAAAUUUUAAAAAUUAUAAUUUAUUGUUUAAUUAUAACGCUUAUAAGUUUGUAAUUUACAAGUUUUUUGUUUGUUUUUAUCUUGCUUAGUUUUUGCAUUUUAAACUAUAGUUGGCAAAAAUAACAAGAUAUUUAAUCCGUUUUAUACAGGUCAGUGAAUAGUACAUUUUCUGAAAAAUAAAAUAAAACCAACACAUUUUUACAAGAUCGCUUGUCACUAUCUGUAGCAGAGCAAACUAUCCAAGGAUAACCUGGAAAGUCUCACUUUCUUACCAAGAAAAUAUUUUGAUUCUAUGACAACUUUAGACUCUUAAACUGUCAAGCUGGGGUUAGAAAUGAAAUAUUGAGAGAGAAUAAGAAUUUUGGCAAUGAUCUUCUAUAGUAGACUAUUAUUUAUUAACAUUUAUGGUAUUAACAUUGAAGCUUUCUAUAUGCUGCGAGUGUUGUAACAUCAUAGUUAUUAAAACCUAUUUUGAGCAGGAAUUGUUGGUAAUGAAACUAAUAGAAAUUGUGUUUGAAAUAUGUAAGCUUAUAAUACAUAUACUUAUAAACCAUUGUUUUUUUUAAUUAGUUUAUUUAAUUGCUCCAAUAUUAGAUAUUAGUAAAUGAAAAUUUGGUAUGUUUUAUUCAUUUGUUUUGACUAUAAAUAGCAUGGAGUCGACCAUGUGGUUAUUAAAAAACAUUUACAUUA